AGGAAGAGAGAGAGAGAGAGAGAUAGACAUGCACAGAGGAGGAGGAGGAGGGGGAGGCUCCUGAUACCAAGACACGGAAAAGCAGGGGAGGGAAAGAGAGAAAGAAAAAAAAGAAAAAGGGGGCUGGUGGAGGAAGAGGAGCGGGGAGUUUGGAGAAAAAAAACGGGGAAUAACACUUUACAGAAAGCACACAGAGGAGAGGAAGGACAGUACCCGGCGCUUUGGACGUCCCCUCCUUUCUUCUCUCAGGCUGUCACAGCGGAUUGGACUCCGAAGGACCGACACCGCGUCCAGCCCAGACCCCAUGGGGUAACAGCAGAUGUUUGGAGGAGAGGCUUUUGUUCAGCUACACAGAUGAACAACAGGAAGGAGGACAUGGAGAUCUCGUCUCACUACCGUCAGCUCCUCAGAGAGCUCAAUGAGCAGAGGCAGCACGGCAUCCUCUGCGACGCCUGUGUCAUCGUGGACGGAAAGAUCUUCAAGGCCCAUAAGAACGUCCUCCUGGGCUCCUCACGCUACUUCAAGACGCUUUACUGCCAGGUUAAGAAAGGGGCAGAGCCUCAUCACCAGACUACUGUCACUCACCUGGACAUCGUCACGGCGACGGGUUUUAAAGCCAUUCUGGACUUCAUGUACUCAGCGCACCUUGCCCUCACCAGUAAGAAUGUGAUCGAGGUCAUGUCAGCCGCCAGCUACCUGCAGAUGACAGACAUUGUCCAGGCCUGCCACAGCUUCAUCAAGGCUGCACUGGACAUCAGCAUCCGCUCUGAGAUGGCUGACGAACUGGCCGACUUUGAAAUGGGAGCUGUUGCCGCUGCUGGCCUCGGCGGAGGUGGAGGAGGCGGAGGUGGUGGAGGAGGAGUGGGUAUAGCGGGAGCAGGCGGUGUUGCAGGAGCUGGUUUAGGAGGUGGAGGAGGGGGGAUAGUGGGCAUGGCUUCUGAAGCCCUGGCCUCCAUCAUGUCUGGUCGCAGCACCUCCCCUUGGCUGGCGCGCCGCACCAGCCCAGCCAACUCCUCUGGGGACUCAGCCAUCGCCAGCUGCCACGAGGGAGGCAGCACGUAUGGAAAAGAGGACCAAGAACCCCCCAAGAGCCACGAGAGCCAGGAGGAGGCCUGCCACGACUCCCAGCCCGCCUGGCCACAUGACUAUAGGCCUGUCACUGUCAAAGAAGAACAGGUGUCCCCUGCUUCCUCCUCUCAUCCCCGGGACACUCCCAGGGGCGCAGCCCAAAGCCAGGGGGAGCAAGGGGCUGGUGGUGCUGGUGGAGGAGGUGGAGAAGGGCCCUGGCAACCCCUGUCAGGGUCGGGGCGGAGGAAGAACAGGAAGAACAAGGACACAGUCAGACAUAUUACCCAGCAGGCUGAGAGGAACUGGGACCGGGAGCGGGACAGGGAGAGGGACAGGGACAGUAGGCCUGGAUCCCCUCUGCCCUCCAUGCUGGCUGUGGCUGGAUGGAACUACAACGGGCAGGACAUCCCAGGGGCAGACGUGACCGAACCCAACAGCUCAGACAGCCGCGGCGAACGCCUCGACUUCUUCCUCAAACAGGAAGAGGCUCUCACCACAGAGCCCGGCUUCCUGGGCACGAACGAAUCGGAGGAGGGCGUCGGAGGAGCCGGGGGUGGAACGAUCUCGUCCGUAGCCAAUCUGAAGGCAGCGCUGAUGAGUAAGAACAGCCUGCUGUCACUGCGGGCUGAGAUGAUGGGAGAUGAUAACCCCUUGCUGUAUGAGUACCUGCCCAAAGGAGGACACUCCCUGUCUUUGAAUGACUUCACGGUGAUCCGUAAAAAGUUCAAGUGCCCCUACUGCAGCUUCUCUGCUAUGCAUCAGUGCAUCCUAAAGAGGCACAUGCGCUCCCAUACUGGUGAGAGGCCCUACCCCUGUGAAAUCUGUGGCAAGAAGUUCACCAGACGGGAGCACAUGAAGAGACACACACUGGUCCACAGCAAAGACAAGAAGUACGUGUGUAAAGUGUGCAGCCGAGUCUUCAUGUCAGCAGCCAGCGUGGGAAUCAAACACGGAUCGCGUCGCCACGGAGUCUGUGCCGACUGCUCCGGUCGGGGCAUGGCCGCUUUGCUGGACCACAACGGGGAGGUGGGCGGGGACAUCUCUCCGGAGGAGGAGCUGUAUCCCGGCGACCGCUUCCACGAUGACCAGGCGGAGUGCGAUGGCGAUGGAGAAGGGGAGGAGGAGAUGAUGGUGGAAGGGGACGGAGAGAUGUUGGGAGAAGGGGAGGAGGAAGGAGGGAAGUGGAAGGACUCAGGGAUGACCACUGAGGCGCACGGAACACUGGACAAUGAGAAGGAGGAGAGUGACUCCUCGGCACAGGAGGGGGAGCAGCAGAACGGGAGCGAGAGGGACUUCGCCUGGAUCUCAUAGAAUCUGUUCGGCUCCUGUUAGUGGCUCAUCAACCAAUCUCUGAAGAUCUCUUGUGAUCUCUCAGGCAGAAUCCUCUGCUCUCUUUACCCAUUCGUCCCACUGUGGGCAGGCCUUCCUUUGAAUGGAAAUGCUGUAGGGUGAUGCGCGACAAUGAUCUAAUUCCAUUCUGAGUAACACUCAAAUGCACGCACACACACACACACACACACUCUCUCACACACACACACUUAC
Molecule: messenger RNA, 2610 nt
Organism: Stegastes partitus (bicolor damselfish)
Lineage: Eukaryota; Metazoa; Chordata; Actinopteri; Pomacentridae
Product: zinc finger and BTB domain-containing protein 46
Exons: 6
Coding region: 355-2379 (674 amino acids)
Biological process (GO): regulation of transcription by RNA polymerase II
Molecular function (GO): protein binding; RNA polymerase II cis-regulatory region sequence-specific DNA binding; DNA-binding transcription factor activity, RNA polymerase II-specific
Source: RefSeq, a predicted model, not a curated record